Molecule: messenger RNA, 1011 nt
Organism: Suillus fuscotomentosus
Lineage: Eukaryota; Fungi; Basidiomycota; Agaricomycetes; Boletales; Suillaceae
Exons: 5
Coding region: 1-1011 (336 amino acids)
Source: RefSeq, a predicted model, not a curated record
AUGCAGCCAAGUGCUCCUCAUGCUCGCUCGAAGCAUUGCAGCCAUGCUCGUUUUCAGGGUUCACCAUGUGGCGAGUGUUCUGAUGUGCACAGACACAUUGUGCACCUUUCUGAAAUAGCCCGGGAUACCAAGCACCACACUAAUUACAAGUUUCUUGGCCUCGGGCACAUGCAAGACAUCGCAAAGACAUAUGCUGAUCAAAUCAAGCAGCUAAAAUUGCAGGAACUCAAUCAUUCUCACAAGUAUAUGCGUUUGCUCACCCAAUUAGACGACUACAAUCGACUACUUAUGGCCAUAUCUAAAAAAGAUAUCCCACGCAUUCACCAAAUUGUAGAUGUCGCUCUACAUCACGGUUCCAGUGUGCAGGAGGUUGUCAACAAGCUUGAGGAUGCUCUCGAGGGUGCAUACACCCCUCGAGGUUAUGGUGCCAACGACUUGGACAUCACAACACUUGUUGUUAGGCUUGGCGGGUGCCAGCUCCUUUUUGCACUUCAUCAAUCGCUUGGUCUCCCUUCUCUCUGUACGCUCCAUACUAAGUCCACCUUCACCUCCAUCUUUGACCAGAAUAUUCAGAACAUCAAGCAUUCUCACACUAUAGAACCUGUCCUUCGCACGUAUGAGUCUGCCGUGAACAUUGCUCAAAAACUUCACGAUGGUGAACUUCACCUUGGGAAGGAGCUCACCGUUAUAGGUGCAUCCUGCUUUGGUGAGGACGAGAUAUAUCCUAUUUUGGCGGCACCCACCUGCAAGACUGAAGAUGCCACUGAUAUGGAACAUAUCCUUUCCCGUGCCAUUGGGAGUUGGAAUAGGACUGAAUUGGUCGGGCCAAUCUGGCAUGCUGCUGGUCACAAAUUAUUCGUCAAGUUUCCACUUCCACUACCUCCUGAAUCACCCUUGUAUGGCACACUUGUCAACUUGCAGGGCCUCAAUCUCUUCACCAGUGAAGGUGAAAUUAUGCUUGAUUUUGACUUCAAGCAUAUCUUCAAACAUAAGUAUUUUUUUCUGUUAUGA